AUGAGGCGAACCGCGCACUUUCCGCCGGUAACUGUUGUCGUGUUUCACGACGAUGGAACCGGUCAGGCUUGUGACCAGUGGGCGCAACCGGGUGCGUGGGACAACGUCUCGUUCAUCCAAGGGCUUCAGGCCAAUUUGGGGGGUCAAGUCCCGCGUCUUCUUCCCUUCCCCUAUACUCCCGCCAAAGUGGGGAGCUUGGCCCCAGGGUCUAAUCGGGAGAAAGCUCCUAUGCUAUACCACCACUUAGAUUACCUUGCCAGCUACGGUCUCAACAAAGAUGAUUAUGAGUAUUGUAUGACAGAAUACCUUCGUAUGUCGGGAAUAUACUGGACGCUUACUGCUUUGGAACUAAUGAAUCAGUCUUCAAGAUUGCAAAAGGAAGAAAUUAUAGAGUUUAUCACAUCUUGUCAAGAUAAUGAAAGUGGAGGCAUAUCAGCCAGUAUUGGUCAUGAUCCACAUAUGCUUUACACUUUAAGUGCAAUACAGGUACUUGCACUGUAUGAUAGACUUGAUGCAAUUGAUGUUGAAGGUGUUGUGAGAUAUGUGGCUUCCCUUCAACAAGAAGAUGGCAGCUUCUUUGGUGACAAGUGGGGUGAAGUGGACACAAGGUUUUCCUUCUGUGCUGUGAUGAGCCUAUCCAUAUUACAUCGCUUAGAUGCAAUCAAUGUUAAUAAAGCUGUGUAUUUUGUUCUAAGUUGUAUGAACUUUGAUGGUGGUUUUGGUUCGAAACCAGGAUCUGAAAGCCAUGCAGGUCUCAUUUACUGCUGUGUGGGAACAUUAUCAAUUUGCAAAAGGAUGGACGCUUUGCAUGCUGAUGAGCUCUCCUGGUGGCUUUGUGAGAGACAGCUGCCUAGUGGCGGACUUAAUGGGCGACCAGAAAAACUUCCAGAUCUCUGUUACUCUUGGUGGGUCAUGGCAUCCCUGUCAAUGUUAAAUAGAAUACAUUGGGUUGAUAAAAAAAAUCUAGAACAAUUCAUAUUAGCAUGUCAAGAUGCUGAAACAGGAGGCUUCAGUGAUAGGCCUGGAGAUAUAACUGAUCCUUUUCAUACAUUAUUUGGUUUGGCGGGUCUAUCAUUAUUAGGAAAUACAAACAUCAAAGCUGUUAACCCUACAUAUUGUAUGCCACAAGAAACCAUAGACAGAUUAAAAUUGGAACCGCAAAUAUUACAGAUU
This is a messenger RNA of Iphiclides podalirius (scarce swallowtail), 1173 nucleotides long. Lineage: Eukaryota; Metazoa; Arthropoda; Insecta; Lepidoptera; Papilionidae. The record is from the annotation of a GenBank genome assembly.